Molecule: messenger RNA, 2622 nt
Organism: Ostrea edulis (European flat oyster)
Lineage: Eukaryota; Metazoa; Mollusca; Bivalvia; Ostreida; Ostreidae
Product: carbohydrate sulfotransferase 15-like
Exons: 9
Coding region: 258-1610 (450 amino acids)
Biological process (GO): hexose biosynthetic process
Molecular function (GO): N-acetylgalactosamine 4-sulfate 6-O-sulfotransferase activity
Source: RefSeq, a predicted model, not a curated record
UGACAAUACAACAGUUCUGUCAUGUUGUGUCUCGAGGCCAUAUUCUCGCGUGGAUAAAUGAGAGCUUUAUCUGUCUUUUAUAAUGGAAAGAUUAUUGGCACACGGUCUCCAACACUGUUCAUAAUGGAUUAUCAUGCAAUCCAUAUUAACAGCAUAACGUUGACGAAAGACCUUUGGUGAGACAAUUUCAGCAUAGCUUAACCAUUGAGCUUUCUACAGCGUAUCGAAGGAUCUGAGCUUUACAUAGAGCUGGGAAUAUGUCCAGUACGAAAUAUGUCCAGUUCUGCGCAUGCCUGACCAGUUCUUUGCUGAUAAUUUCUAUGGAAUUUUACAUGAAAGAUCAAACGAAGACCUACCAAACUACUCCCAUGCCUUUACCAUUAGUCAUUCCGUCCCCUGUCAAAGAACCGAAUAAAACCUUGUGUCCUAAAGGUCGACCAAAACCUAUUAUUGAUGACGUUCUUUGCAUGUCACAUUUUGAUUUUUCAACCUUGCAUAAAAAUCCAUGCUGGAAGUCUGUAAAUGGAAAAUUUAAAUGCCUUCCGUAUUUUCAAGUGAUUGGAAUGGAUAAAUGUGGCACAACAGACCUUUUCGCACGCAUUUCGCGACACCCGGAUGUUGUGGGAAAUAAGAAAGACAAGGAAACCAUGUGGUGGUCAUGGGAACGCUAUGGUUUUUGGUUGUGGUCAAGGAACGCGAAGAAGACCUAUCUAUCAGACUACAUCAAUUACUUUAAGAAUACAGCUGAGAUUUUAAAUAAUGCCACGCAGGAAGGUGGACAGACACAGCUAAUUACAGGGGAUGGCACUCCUAUGGAUAUGUGGGAUUUUAGGGGAUGGAAGAUGAUACCACAAAACAAAGGGCUUAAGGAACCCCGAUAUCUUACCCCUCAUCUCAUCAAACACAUCAACCCUGUUGUCAAACUCAUUGUAAUACUUCGAAAUCCGGUGGACAGACUGUAUUCAGACUACUAUUUUAUUGACAAUGGGGAACGUUUCAAGAAUAGCACCACUUUCCACAACGCUGUGAUAAGAGCAAUAAAUGUGCUUCAGAUCUGUCUAAAGCACAGCAGUCUUCGGAGUUGUCUCUUCGAUUAUAAAGUUAACGAAAAUCUCUUGAGGCGAAAAACGAGAAUACAUUUAGGAUUUUACGCCACAUAUCUACAAGAAUGGCUUUCUGUGUUUCCACGUGACCAGAUCUUAAUUUUGCGUACGGAGGAUUAUGCAGCUAAUGUUACUUCUGUCAUGAGGAAAGUUUUUAAAUUUCUGGCGUUACGCGAUUUAACAGAUGAUGAGCUAGAGAAAUUUAAUGUUACCAUAUCACAAAGAGUAUAUGUUACAAAAGACAAGCUAGGAAAAAAAACCAUGAUGCCGGAAACGAGAAGAAUUUUGGAAUCUCUAUAUAGCUCCGAUACAGAAGAUUUAUACCAAUUAUUAAAGGACGAAAGCUUUCUGUGGGAAUCAAACAGCGGUGUCACUGAAACUGUUAAGGAAAACUAUACACAACUUUCUCAUUUUAACACGAUGCCACCCCGUGGCGUGAACUUAGAUGAGCUACAAGUAGUACAUGUAACCAACAAUUUACAACGUCUCAGAAGUGGUCUCAGCUGAUCCCAUGGAAAUGGAAGGAUAAUUUUCCUUUAAACUACUAGUAUUUCAUAUUUAAAAAAGGAUCGCGUUACAACACGAGUUUUCCUAUGUUUCUUUGGGAAUUCUGUACUUUUAUCAAUUGGAUGAUUUAAAUGAUAAUUUCACAAAACGUUUCUAAAUCCCCUGAAACAUUUUUUGUUUCGCCAACCUGUACUAAUAUUUUAAUAGUAAAAUAGAAAUCAGUAAAGAAUGGAAUUUCUGCUAGUAAAAACAUUUUUCAGUAUUAAAUUCAGUAAAGAAAUUAAAUACAUGGGAUUUUCCUCCCCUUACAAUAUUGAAGUGUCGUAUAGUGAAAUAAGGAUACUGGGAGUGGAUCGAAGGUCUUGAAAAAAAAAGAAAAGAAUUCUAUAUACGUUUAGGGGUGAUACUGGAAAAAAUGUCUCUUAAUGGAAAAAUGAAGAUAACAAACAGUGAUAAAUCCCAUAAAAAAUACAAAAUUAAGAGUUGGGGAAGCAAAGAUCCAUGAACACAGCAGAGGUGGGAUCAGGUGCCUAGGAGGAUUAAGCUUCCCCUGUUGACCAGUCAUCUCUAUCUUGAUCGUGUAAACGGAGUAAUCGAUAGUCAAAAUCGGUAUGUAAAUAACGCGGCCUAACAAUUGAUAUGAAACACAUCCAACAACAUUCGACCUAGUAAUUCAUUGUAUUUGCAAAUUGGGUCAUUAUACAUGUAACGACCAUAUAAUUUGCGAAAUGCUGACUUUAAACGAGACUGUUGAAACCCCUGUAGCAUCACCUUGUAUAUCAGUAGUAUGGCUCGAUUCAAAAUUUCUUCAUACGCAGAGCAUGCUUUGGCGUUGCAGCAUUUGAGAGACAUAACACCAAAUACACGUGAUAAUGGAAUAUUACUAGUUUCCUACACAAAUAUAGGAAGUUGACGAUGGAAAAGCUGAAGGCAUCCCGUUUGUCAUGAAGUUUUGUUGUUAAUUUGUCUUUGAUAUCUAUGUUCAAUAAAAUAUCCAAAUAUGAAGCAGAUA